UUCACCCCACUUGACGCUAUAUCAAUGAAAAUAAAAUCAUAUGAUUUUGAGAGAAUUGAGUUUACUUUAAAUUAAUCAUAAAAAGCCACAAUGGAAUCCAAAAAAGACAUUUGUGAAUUAAUGGAUAAAUUAACAAUUGAAAUCCUGGAUUUGAUGGAGGACGAAGUAAAAUUGAAGAUUGACAUUGAAAAGAAUUCCAAUAGCGGAAAUCUCCUUAUUGCCAAGGCGAGGUACAUCCAAGGGCAACAGACGGUAUCAGCUUCACAGCUCCCCACGGAGAAUACUCCGGAAUUUAAGGCCCUAAUGACGGUUGGAAGUGAUGGCCAGGAAUCGACUGGAGAUGCUGUUAAUGUUGCAUUGGAACAGCAUAGAGUUUCCAAGGAAGAUGGUUACAUUGACCCAAUAAAAUGGUUUGGGAUUCUCGUACCGCAGAGCCUCCAAUUGGCCAGGACGCGUUUUGUGAAAACCAUCGAAUUGGUUGUCUCCUGCACAAACACCCAGCUUCAGCUCAAUCACGCCCUCCGGCAACUAACCGGGCUACGACAAAUGAAAGAAGUUCAUUCAUAA
Messenger RNA from Lutzomyia longipalpis, 567 nucleotides. RefSeq names its product coiled-coil domain-containing protein 115. Gene Ontology annotation, cellular component: extrinsic component of endoplasmic reticulum membrane. The coding region runs from base 91 to 567 and encodes 158 amino acids. Lineage: Eukaryota; Metazoa; Arthropoda; Insecta; Diptera; Psychodidae. The transcript has 2 exons. The record is from RefSeq and is a predicted model, not a curated record. Gene Ontology annotation, biological process: vacuolar proton-transporting V-type ATPase complex assembly.